This is a messenger RNA of Callithrix jacchus (white-tufted-ear marmoset), 941 nucleotides long. NCBI's taxonomy places the organism in Eukaryota, Metazoa, Chordata, Mammalia, Primates, Cebidae. The record is from RefSeq and is a predicted model, not a curated record.
GUGCCGCUGGUUGAAAGCUCUCUCGGCUGGGUACGGCCUGCCUGCCUGUGGCGGGGCUGCUCUGUCCCCGAGGGAACUGGGAGCUGCAGAGAGUGAUGCAAGGGAGGAGAAGCCAGGCAUUUGCUGGCUGCACAGGAAGGAAGCGAGCCUGUGCUGCUGCGCAUGCCCCAGCCUGUGAAUCCAGCGCUCAUUGCAGGGCCCAUCACUGGACUGGUGCACAUUCUCAACCGCUUCCGAGUGGAAACUACCUUCAAUUAUGAAGUAAGCAAGCACACUAUCAGCCUGUUUGAGGAUGUGAGAAGUUGGAUGUUCAGACCUGAUCAGGAAGGUGGAGCUUUGAAUUCUGACAGACCUAUUUUGCUGCAUGGGGAGACUGGGGCUUUUCCUCUGGGAAACACUACUGGGAGCUGGUUGUGGAUGACUCUGGGGACUGGGCUCUGGGCGUCUGUAAGGACUCCCCGAUAAGGAAGAAUGGCACCAUGAUUACAUCUGAGGACAUAUUUCUUCUUUUACGUGUGAAGGUGGAUCAUCAUUUCUGUGUCUUGACCAGCUCUCCAAUGCCUCCUCACUAUGUAGAGAAACCUCUGGGCCGGGUUGGUGUGUUUCUGUAUUUUCAAAGCGGAAGUGUGAGUUUUUUGAAUAUCACCAAGAAUUCCUUCAUAUGGCGUUACCUGGCUGGCUCCUUAAGUUUCCCUGUCAGGCCUUUCUUUUACACUGGCCAUAGAUGAUCAGGAUGAAGACAGCUGACUGUUUGAGAACUGUAUGUACAAGGGAGCCCUUCACUGUUGAAGCAGAGGAAUCACACUGUUCAGGCUUUCUUUCUAUUUUAGUGUCACCUCACUUUGUUAUGGUUAAACAGAAAAAUACGUAAAAUGAAAAAUAUUUGUAUACACUUUCUAACAAUUAAAAUAAUCUCUUAUGGUCCAUUACUUAAAAUGUAU